AAAGAAACUGAGGUAUGCAAAGAAUACCCUCAUAAUCUGUCUAGGCACUCCUAAUGAAUAUAAAUGCUUUUUCUCUUCCAGGUCAUUACAGAAUUCCUUCGCCUUGUAAACGUGACUGAACAAAACCACAUUACGAAAGGAACUGUCAUGUUUGCCUCUCAAGUCACAAUGGAGUCUCUCCGGGUAACCCUGGCAUCUGUCCUAGACCUCAUCAGAGAUCUUUCCGAAGGAGCAGACUACGUUCUGACUGAAAAACUUAACCAUGAUCCCUUGGAGAGAUUCUUCGGAGUCACCAGAACCUUCGGAGGGGAUGAAGACCACUUGACAAUUGUGAGCUUUUCACACAUACACAAACUUCUAAGUCUGUACACCCCUAUUAAGACUUGCAUCGUUGGUAAUGUUGUGCCAGAGCCAACUCUCGUGCUUGCUGCUGUCCAAGAAACGAUGAAGGCAGGAAAGAAAGAACGGAAGGCAACACAUGAACGGCUGCAAGAUGACAUCAAGUUGAAGCUGUUGGAGCUCUACAAUUCUUCAAAGGCUGCUUCGGCCAAAAAUUGCACUGCGCCAGACCAUUCAUACAGCACACCGACUGCACAAGAUUGCGUUGUGUACUAGUUGUGUGGAUAUCUUGUGCACUCUUUCUUGAAGCAUGAAAAGUGCGCAGCCUGCAUCACUGAAAUCCAGUCAUCGCAUACGCAGUGCCCUAAAGCUUUUCUGACACUGAAGAGAGAACUUAAGGAAGGAUGCCUUAAAUAUCCAUCAUGGGCGCUUUUCAACAUGUUUAGAGCCGUUGAAAGCAAGAUCUCUUCUAUGCUGCAAGAAAAGCAGCCUCUGCAUGGACACCAUCUGGGACAUCCUGGAUUCGCUCAAGUGCUGUGGUGUGCAAGGAGUUGGAUGCUGUACACACAAAGACACUCUGACUGCUGAACUUCUGCAGAUGUACAUAGUGUUGCGCAUGCAUUUUGCAGCAAAACACGCUUGCAAACAGUUCACUGUCUGGUGGCUGUGUUGCAUCUGUUCGAAAGAAGGUGAAGCUGAUGUAGAGUGAAGGGGAACUGAUGCCAUUGGUAAACAAAUGGUGCCAUGGCGCUUUAAAGGGUGCUGCAUGAAAAUAA
This is a messenger RNA of Rhipicephalus microplus (southern cattle tick), 1115 nucleotides long. RefSeq lists its product as uncharacterized. The record is from RefSeq and is a predicted model, not a curated record. Lineage: Eukaryota; Metazoa; Arthropoda; Arachnida; Ixodida; Ixodidae.